AUGGACCAGCACUGUCGCCUCAUGUCGAGCGGAAGCAGACAAGCCGGAGGCGACGUCAAGGUGGUGGUCGUGGAGACGCGGUACGUGCGGACGGACGCCAAGCACUUCAAGUACGUCGUCCAAACCCUCACCGGGAAGGACUCCAUCCUCGAGGCCAUGGUGCCGGAGACGCCCAUCGUCGUCCCCGGAAGACCUGCGGAAGACCCGCCUGGCCGUGUCGCGCUCCCGCAGCCGGAUAUGGUGGUGCAAGAGCUCGAAAGGUUGUAUGCUGUCGACCCACCAUCACCAAAGCUGCAUGAUGAAGCUUCAUCUCGUGAAUGUUACUAUCCUUUCGGCUAUUUCCAUUAG
Molecule: messenger RNA, 348 nt
Organism: Musa acuminata subsp. malaccensis (wild Malaysian banana)
Lineage: Eukaryota; Viridiplantae; Streptophyta; Magnoliopsida; Zingiberales; Musaceae
Source: RefSeq, a predicted model, not a curated record